Molecule: messenger RNA, 1745 nt
Organism: Piliocolobus tephrosceles (Ugandan red Colobus)
Lineage: Eukaryota; Metazoa; Chordata; Mammalia; Primates; Cercopithecidae
Gene: CDKL4
Product: cyclin dependent kinase like 4
Exons: 9
Coding region: 69-1124 (351 amino acids)
Biological process (GO): protein phosphorylation
Cellular component (GO): nucleus
Molecular function (GO): protein serine/threonine kinase activity; ATP binding
Source: RefSeq, a predicted model, not a curated record
UUUUCCAGGUGUAACAUUGUACUGCAAGUCAAUCGCUAACAGUACUAAUUUAAGUCACUUCGGCUGUAAUGCGGAAGUAUGAAAAAUUAGCUAAAAUUGGAGAAGGCUCUUAUGGGGUUGUAUUCAAAUGCAGAAACAAAACCUCUGGACAAGUAGUAGCUAUUAAAAAAUUUGUGGACUCUGAAGAUGAUCCUGUUGUUAAGAAAAUAGCACUGAGAGAAAUACAUAUGUUGAAGCAAUUAAAACAUCCAAAUAUUGUGAAUCUCAUCGAGGUGUUCCAGAGAAGAAGGAAAACGCAUUUAGUUUUUGAAUACUGUGAUCAUACACUUUUAAAUGAGCUGGAAAGAAACCCAAAUGGAGUUGCUGAUGGAGUGAUCAAAAGUGUAUUAUGGCAAACACUUCAAGCUCUUAAUUUCUGUCAUAUACAUAACUGCAUUCACAGAGAUAUAAAACCUGAAAAUAUUCUAAUAACUAAGCAAGGAAUAAUCAAGAUUUGUGACUUUGGGUUUGCACGAAUUCUGAGUUGGACUUCAUCUUUUUCUGUUGCCUCCUUGAUUGGCUUAAUAGUUCGCUUUCUGAAUUCUUUUUCUGUCAAAUCAGAGAUUAUAUCUUGGCUUGGAUCCAUUGCUGUUCCAGGAGAUGCCUACACCGAUUAUGUAGCUACGAGAUGGUACCGAGCUCCUGAACUUCUGGUGGGAGAUACUCAGUAUGGUUCUUCAGUAGAUAUAUGGGCUGUUGGUUGCGUUUUUGCAGAGCUCCUGACAGGCCAGCCACUGUGGCCUGGAAAAUCAGAUUUGGACCAACUUUAUCUGAUAAUCAGAACACUAGGAAAAUUAAUCCCAAGACAUCAAUCAAUCUUUAAAAGUAACCGGUUUUUCCACAGCAUCAGUAUACCUGAACCAGAAGAUAUGGAAACUCUUGAGGAAAAGUUCUCAGAUGCUCAUCCUGUAGCUCUGAACUUCAUGAAGGGGUGUCUGAAGAUGAAUCCAGAUGACAGAUUAACCUGUUCCCAACUGCUGGAGAGCUCCUACUUUGAUUCUUUUCACGAGGACCAAAUUAAAAGAAAAGCGCGUAACGAAGGAAGAGACAGCAGACGCCAGCAGGUACUUCCACUCAAAAGUUAAAGUGCUAUAAAAAGAAUUUAUUUUUUGUUUUUGUUUGUCUGCCUUUCAAAGUGAGACAAGGUGGACACCAAGACCUUUCGUUUGUACUGGUGUAGUUGUAUUUGUCUAGCUUAAUAAAUAUUGGUAAUUGAUGUAAUAAAACCAUAGAACUAUGAAAAUAUCAAGAUUAUUAUUACAAAAUCUUAUUCCAAACACACUUGAAUCAAAUUGUUACACAACUGUUUGGCUGCUCUGAUUGGAUAUACCACCCACAAGAUCGUAUACCCAUAACAGAACAACUUUGUACAAUAAAACGCUGAUUCCAACAGGACUGAGUUUUGCCAGCAUUGCAAAGGAAUCCAAGUGCCUUUCUGUAGCCUCCAGAUGUGCAAUAAAGGUAACUUGACUCUUCCAUCUUUUCACCCAUGGCAGGCACCUAAGUCUGCCUUUCCUAGGCUUUUUCUCAAAACCAAGAUCUGCCAGCUACAAAGGAAUGAAACCCAGACAUCUGGGAAACAAAUUCUAUCCAAUGGGCCAGUAUUGCAGAACAGUACGGUGACUCUUAUGACAAAUAUUAAUUCUGCAGUUUAUCAGGUGACUAUCCUUCACUUGCUUUCAGAAAACUUUGAAGUUAAACCAUAA